CUUCCGCCACACUCAACAUGGCGGCAAGGCCAACCCUCCCGAGGUAGUUGAGCAGGUCACAAGUGGCGCGUUCCAGUCAUGGCGGCCCCCAGCCCCACCAUGGGCAGCAAAGCACUGGAAACGUGCGGUCUGGAGAGGAUUUUGGAAGCGUUGAAAUUGCUGCUGAGCCCGGGAGGAUCAGGCUCAAGUUCAUUACAGAUCACAAAGCAUGAUGUUCUCUUGGCUACUUUAAAAUCUAAUCUGACUGCCUUGGAGGACAAGUUCCUGAAGGAUCCUCACUGGGAGAAAUUGAAACUGCUAAGGGAUGAAAUUGCUAGUAAGGCAGAAUGGCCACAAAAGUCUGUGGAUGUCACCUGGAAUUUUACCUCUCAAGCCUUCUUGUUGUUGUUAUGUUUGAAGGAAACCAUGAUCCAGCUUGCAGCUGACUUCGAACCAGGGAAACCCAAUCCUAGGACUCCAGAAGCUGCUCCAGCCCUGAGCCCUGAUACACUAAGCAUCUCACAGCAGAAGACCGUCCAGUCUGUUUUGCAGUUUGUGGUCACCUUGGGUGUCUGUCCCUAUCUCAUGCCUGGUGUUGGAGUCCCAUUGAGAUACAGGACUGAGUUUUGUGCUGUUGUUCAGGAUGUAGUGAGCCUUGAUGCUGCCCCUGCUACAACUCGGAGACUGUACGCCAGCUGCAAGGUCCUCCUCAGCGUGGCUCAGCAUGCAUCUCUUGGGAGCUUGAUUUUCUGCCGCCAUUUUGGGGAUAUUGCAGCAGGUCUUUGCCAACUGGGAUUCUGCCCAGUCAACAGGAAAACACCAAAGCCUGAGGAAGAGGUGUUAACUGAAGAAGAAAGAGUCCUAUCUAAGGAGGCCUUGCAAGACAUCUUGAAUCAAGUGUAUCAACCAUUAGCAGUCCGAGAGUUACUUAUCCUGCAGGGAGGACCACUCCAGUCCAGCUCAGGUAUGAAGACCCAAGAUAGGUGUCGGACCCCAGCUUGGCUUCGGCGGCUGUGUGGGCAGUUGCUGUCUGAACGGCUGAUGAGACCCAGUGGUGUGCAGGCAGUAGUCCGGGGGAUUUUGGAAGGAGCAGGAGCGGGAACGGCUGGCGGGAGUGAUGCAGAGGCAACAGCUGCGGACUGGAAGAAGUGUGACCUGAUUGCAAGAAUUCUGGCCUCUUGUCCACAACAGUCUCUUUCACCAGAGAGUUACUAUCAAGAUAUCUGCCCGCAGAUUCUGGAUUUAUUUCACUUUCAAGAUAAAUUGACUGCACGCCAGUUUCAGAGAGUUGCCACUACUACCUUUAUCACUAUGUCAAGAGAGCACCCUCAGUUGGCAGCAAAAUAUUUGCUUCAGCCAUUGCUGGCUCCUCUUCUCAGAUGUUUAAAUACAACAGAGAUUCCAGAGAGUGACUUGUUGCCAGGAACCAUUUUGGUAACAGAAGAAGAACUUAACAGAUGUAUUGAGGAUGUGUUUAAGGUGUACGUGGUCAGCAAUGAACCUGUAACAGUUUUGAUGGAUUCCCUGUUCCCAGUCCUGGGUGUGCUCUUUUCUCUCUAUUGUUUCACUAAACAGAGUGUGUCUCACCUCAGGUCACUAUGCCAAGAGAUCUUAUUAUGGAUUCUGGGGAAGCUGGAGAGGAAGAAGGCAAUUGCCAGCCUGAAAGGAUUUUCAGGGUUAGACAAUUCUAUGCCCUCUCUACAUUCCCUGUGUCAGUUUAAAGCUGCCACUCAGGGCGGCAUUUUGAUUACCGUCAAAGAGGCCAUUUGUGUUGAAGAUGAAGAUGAAGAUGAAGCUUUGUACCAGAAGGUGUCCUCAGAGCAGUGCCAGGUAGAACAUCUUGGCGAUUUGCUAUCCCACUGCCAAGAGUGUGGUUUGGCAGGUGACUUCUUCAUCCUCUGCUUGAAGGAGUUGACUCAAGUGGCUGUGGAAAAUGAAGCAGAGUCUAAAACUAAGCCUUUCUCCAGCAAAAGCCUCUUGGAACUAGAGCUGCACCAAACACUUCUUGUGGAAAAUCAGGAGCAGAAGCUGCUGGUCCUCCAGCUGAUAACUGUUUUGUGUGAGAGAAUGUCUGAGCAGAUAUUCACAAACAUCACUCAGGUUGUCGACUUUGUAGCAGCGACACUGCAGCGAGCAUGUGCCAGCUUAGCCCAUCAGGCAAAGAGCACAGUGGAAUCACAGACGCUGAGUAUGUCCAUGGGGCUGGUGGCUGUCAUGCUGGGAGGAGCUGUUCAGCUGAAGUCAAGUGAUUUUGCUGUCCUGAAGCAGUUGCUGCCUCUCUUGGAGAAGGUCUCUAACACAUACCCUGAUCCUGUCAUCCAAGAGCUCGCCGUCGAUCUCCGCAUCACCAUCUCUACCCAUGGGGCUUUUUCUACUGAGGCUGUUAGUGUAGCUGCCCAAAGUACCCUGAACAAAAAGGGUGCAGAAGCGCAACAACAAACCAGUCAUGACAGAUGCUCUGAUAAAUCUCAGAGGCACCUUGAGCAGCAACAAAACCACCAGAAAGCCAGUCCAGCAGGCCUGAAGUCUAGUGCUAUAUUCACUGCUCAGGAGGCGGCUACACCCAGCCCCCCUGCAAAACAGAAGUCUAGAAGCAUAAGCACACAACAGCUCCAAGAUGUACUUUUAUCAGCUUAUGAUCCUCAGAUUCCAACACGGGCUGCUGCCCUACGAACUCUUUCCCGCUGGAUAGAACAGAGAGAAACAACAAUCCUUGGCAUGCAAGAGAAGCUUCUCAAGGUCUUCUUGGAGAACUUGGAACAUGAAGACACCUUUGUAUACCUGUCUGCUAUUCAGGGGGUUGCCUUGCUCUCAGAAGUCUACCCUGAGAAAAUCCUGGAGAGCCUGUUGGCUCAGUAUGACAGUGGUAAAGACAAGCACACAGCGGAGACCAAAAUGAAAGUAGGGGAAGUACUGAUGCGAGUCACCAGGGCUUUGGGGGAUAUGGUCGCAAGGUACCGAGAACCUUUGAUCCACACUUUCCUGAGGGGAGCCAGAGAUCCAGACAGUGCUCACAGGGCCAGCAGCUUAUCUAAUCUUGGGGAACUGUGUCAGAGACUGGACUUUCUGUUGGGCUCCGUGGUCCAUGAGGUAACAGCUUGCCUGAUUGCUGUAGCUAAAACAGACCCUGAAGUUCAAGUGCGCAGAGCUGCCAUUCAUGUAAUUGUGCUGCUGCUUCGGGGCCUCAGCCAGAAAGCUACUGAGGUGCUGAGGGACGUCCUCAAGGAUCUCUACCACCUUCUGAAGCAGGUGGUGCGUUUUGAGCCAGAUGAUGUGGCCAAGCUCCAUGCCCAGCUUGCCCUAGAAGAGCUUGAUGAAAUCAUGAGAAAUUUUCUAUUCCCAGCCCAGAAGCUGGAGAAAAAGAUUGUGGUCCUGCCAUAGACCUGACUCAAAGAAAUACUGAGGAGGCAGAUGGACCAACCAGCCCAGGCUGUGCCCACGUCUUCCAGCAGGUGGAUCCACUACAUCCUUGAUGCUGGCAGUAUGGCUGCGACUGGAGGUGGCUCCAUUUGUAUCUGGUUGUGUCUUCAAGCUCAACUCCUUAAAAGAUUUCUUUAGUCCUCUUGCAUCCAGCUUUAAGUGUGUGCUAUCAAAGAAAAAAGAUUACAGAUAUUAACCUGCACAUUUUUCAUGUCCCGUAGCAUUUAAAGAAAGACAUUUGCCUGAUGACAUCUGAUUAGUUGACCUGAGACUUGAGCAGAAAAGGUUGAUCACCCACCAUAUGUUACAAACCCUAAUAUUCUUUGGUGGUGAAAUGAUUUUUCUUUGGAAUAAGGUGGAACAGCCAGAGCUAGUCAUCCUUAGCUGCUCAAAAGGCAUUUCAGAGUAUGAAGAUAUAGUUGGAGGCAAGGAGGGACAGGAAAUUGUUGUCAAACAUGCAAAAUGGAAUAAAAGUGUCUUCGAUGGGAAGAGUAACAA
Erinaceus europaeus (western European hedgehog) is the source of this 3897-nucleotide messenger RNA. It is a transcript of the gene TANGO6, whose product is annotated as transport and golgi organization 6 homolog. The transcript has 18 exons. Bases 79 to 3360 code for a protein of 1093 amino acids. Lineage: Eukaryota; Metazoa; Chordata; Mammalia; Eulipotyphla; Erinaceidae. The record is from RefSeq and is a predicted model, not a curated record. Gene Ontology annotation, biological process: protein secretion.